CAGGAGGCGGGGGCUGCCGUUGCCUCAGCCGCCGGCGCUGCCAGGGCCGGUCGCGCUGCCUGGCGGGCGCCUCGCGCGGAGGAGCCGCCGCCGCCGCCCCGCCGAAUGAUGUGCUUGGUCAGCGCCGCGAUGAAAGCUCAAAUUGAAAUUAUUCCAUGCAAGAUCUGCGGAGACAAAUCUUCAGGAAUCCAUUAUGGUGUGAUUACCUGUGAGGGUUGCAAGGGUUUCUUCAGGAGAAGUCAGCAAAGCAAUGCCACGUAUUCCUGCCCUCGUCAGAAAAACUGCUUAAUCGAUCGGACCAGUAGGAACCGCUGCCAGCACUGCCGGUUGCAGAAAUGCCUCGCUGUGGGGAUGUCUCGAGACGCCGUCAAGUUUGGUCGCAUGUCCAAAAAACAGAGGGACAGCUUGUACGCAGAGGUCCAGAAGCAUCGGAUGCAGCAGCAGCAGCAGCGAGACCACCAACAGCCCCCCGGAGAAGCGGAGCCGCUGACCCCGAGCUACAGCAUCACGGCUAAUGGCCUGACGGACCUGCACGAUGACCUCAGUAAUUACAUAGAUGGUCACCCUCCUGAAGGUAGCAAAGCCGACUCUGCGGUUAGCAGCUUCUACUUAGACAUACAGCCUUCUCCAGACCAGUCGGGGCUUGAUAUUAAUGGCAUCAAACCAGAACCAAUCUGUGACUACACACCCACGACGGGCUUCUUUCCAUAUUGCUCCUUUACCAAUGGGGAGACCUCUCCUACUGUGUCCAUGGCAGAAUUAGAACACCUGGCACAGAACAUUUCUAAGUCACACAUGGAAACCUGCCAGUACUUGAGGGAAGAGCUGCAACAGAUCACCUGGCAAACGUUUCUGCAGGAAGAAAUUGAGAACUAUCAGAGCAAGCAAAGAGAAAUCAUGUGGCAGUUGUGUGCGGUGAAAAUAACGGAAGCAAUACAGUAUGUCGUAGAGUUUGCCAAACGCAUCGACGGCUUCAUGGAACUAUGCCAAAACGAUCAAAUUGUGCUUUUAAAAGCAGGGUCUUUAGAGGUUGUAUUUAUCAGAAUGUGUCGUGCCUUUGACUCUCAAAACAACACAGUAUACUUCGAUGGCAAAUACGCUGGCCCAGAUGUAUUCAAAUCAUUAGGCUGUGAAGAUUUCAUUAGUUUUGUUUUUGAAUUUGGAAAAAGUUUAUGUUCUAUGCACCUUACUGAAGACGAGAUUGCAUUAUUCUCAGCUUUCGUUUUACUAUCUGCAGAUCGAUCGUGGCUUCAGGAAAAGGUAAAAAUAGAAAAGCUCCAGCAAAAAAUUCAGUUUGCGCUUCAACAUGUACUGCAGAAAAACCAUCGAGAAGAUGGAAUAUUAACAAAGCUAAUAUGCAAAGUGUCUACCUUAAGAGCCCUGUGUGGACGACAUACAGAAAAGCUCAUGGCGUUCAGAGCAAUAUACCCAGACAUUGUACGACUUCAUUUCCCUCCUUUGUACAAGGAGUUGUUCACUUCAGAAUUUGAGCCGACGGUGCAGAUGGAAGGGUAACGGGGUCUUCUCGAGCCUUCUAGAAGGGACAGACAUUCAAGCAGAAAGAUAGCAAGAGAGAAAGAGAUUAAACGAAACCGAGACACUUUCGUGGCCCUGCUUAAGAUGUAGGGAGCCAGCACACUGCACAUCUUCCGGGCAAAGGCGCCAGGCGAAGGAGGGGAAAAACGAAGCAAGGGCCGAAGUUGCUCGUCUUCUUGGUCCAGUUGCUGCGAUGCUCACCCAGAGGGACCCUUUUUUCCUGUCUGGACUUCUCAGUCUUCAGCCUCUGUUUACACAGAAGGAGGGUUUCCCUCUGUCCUUGUAACUCACUGCCCACAGAGACGCUCACCGAACAAGGUCCGAACCGAAUCUCCAGCUUGACUCCGGUGACUGGUGUGCAUCACAGAGGCUCCACAUCAUCAGUUUUGCACAACCUUGCUCAUGGUUUCAUGAAGGACGAUGUCUUUUCACCGUACCGUGAUUGCCGCCAGGCGGAAUGGCAUGAAAAGAGUCCAUAGCAAUAGCAUUAUAAUCUAUUACAGGGUAAAUGGGCAUGAAGUCAAUAUAUAGCAAAAGAGAUGAUAUUGUUUAUAUAUUGUUUUAAUUAAUAUAAAAAUGUAGUUAACUGGUAUAACUUUUAUUGUUGAAUUGAUAAGGCACUUUCAUUUUGCACCUUUUUUUCUUUUUAAAUUAUAUGCUGGCGUGUUCAAUGUUUGUGCUGCAUGUACACCAGAAACCCAAGUUUAAGGGAGGGCUGGAAGGGAGAGGAGGAGGACACUGCAAAGGGGGUUGUGCUGCUAUUUACCACGUUUCCUUUGGCAGAGAGGCUGGCCCAGGUCAUGAGAUACCCUUCCGUGGUCUUGUGUAAGGGGGCAGGGAGGGGAGUCAAGCUUCUAAACUGUUCUCUGGUUCUUAAAACUAUGAUUUUAUUGGAGAAGCAAGAAAAAAGAAAAAAAUCCCUAUUUUUAAACCAGAUUGCUGACAAUGGGGAUUGAAAAAAAAAGAGCUAUGUUUAGUUACUUAACAAAACAUGUUGGUUUUCAGUAACAUCUUUUUAAAAUCAGCCCAUUUCCUGGGGUGAGUAAAUAUGGAUUCCGACAACCAAAUUUAGACACUUGUGUUUUGGAAAUAUUGGUCCUAAUACUUUUGUUUACAUUUUGUGUGUGUUUGUAUAUGUGUAUGUGUGUGGAGAGAGAGAAAAACAGAUUCAAUGUAUUAAGACAGAUAGGGUACAUACAAUUUUUUUUUCUCGUGGAUAGUCUCCAUGGGCUUAAAUCUUGUAUUCAGUGCAUGGAAACCCAACUUUUUUUGCUGAAACGGCUGGAGGCUUGUUAAAAAACCUGCUCUUACACGUGGCUAAUUCCUUUGUAAACUAAGAAGUGCUACUUGCACCCAUGCUUCCCAAUUCGUUCCAAACAGAAGCUCCCACAGAGGGGGGCGGGGAGCUUGGAUCACACAGUUGCCACCGCCAUCUUGGUAUCUCGGUCAGUCCGCUAUUUUGAAAUCCAAAACAAUCUGAAUUCAUGCUCUGCUUACCACGUGCUACACUUUAGCCACCUACACCUAGAAUCAGGAGCAAGAAGCUCUAUAUUAAGAAUUAUUUAUAUCCUGGCCGAUGAAAUCUACCUGAGCAAUCCUAUUCAAAUGCAAAAUCUGAUCUAAAAGGCGGUGAUACAAGUUGGACUCCAGUUCUCCUUUUGACAUUCCAUUUGCUCCUUCAGCCACUUCAAAAUCUUGGAGAGGGUCCCCUCAAACUGACCAGAAGUUCCAGUUGGAAUCCUGGUCUUCACAGCUGUGUUUAGAGCCAGUGACCAAGGCUGCAAUCCUGUGCCCUUUGAUCUAUUGGGAAGCCCCACUGAGUACAUGAGGCUCUUUGGUUGAGUUCUUGAAUCACCCGUAUUUAAAGAAACCAACUACACAAUCUUUAAUUCUCGCCUAUUUCUCUUUCCUGCCUCUUGAAAUACAGUCUGUAUUAUCAGUGAAUCUUAACUCACAUUUAUCAGAGUAAGUAUUUUUAAUUUGUUGACUACUAAUCGUUCUGAGGGCCAUUUUGAAUUCUGAUUCCAGUUAUCUUUUUGGUGGUAAAAAUGCCAUCAAGAAUGAAAGUGAUUGAGACCUUUAUUCACGGAUAGUGGUAAUGUCAGCCAGAAUUGCAAGCUACUCUUCUUUAAAAAAAUAGGUUAAAAAUAUAGCAAGCUUCAGCAUCCCAAUGAUCUGAAUAUAAAGCCUUUGUAGGGAUGUGUCUCCUCGUCUCAACCUCUUUAUCCUUGACCUAGAGAUGACUUUACUAGGUAGCUAAAACUUUUGAGAAGAAUAUUUUCAUUCUUUGCUUUAUCAAGCCUUCUGUAGGAUCAUGUAUGUCCACAAACCAUAGUAGAGUUUGUUCAUGUCCUGUCAUGUCUAUGAAAAAAAAAUUGAGUUUUCCUAGCAUGAGGACUUUUUCCAGAGAGUUAAGUCUUCAAAUAAUGUGUCCAAAAUAGGAUAAUUUAAGGUUAGUCUUUUGUGCCAUGAGUGAGAAUUCUAGGUUGACUUGUGGGAUGAUACAUUUUUUUUUUAAAAAAAAAAAUCUUAGCUGUUGAUGCUCUUCUCAGGAGCCUUCUCCAGCUCCUAAGUUCAAAAGCAUCAAUCUUCCUCCUUCCCUGUUUCUUCAAAGUCCAACUUUGACUUCCCUAGAGAAUCACAGGGAAUUAAUUCCCUGUCUUGCUCUGUUCUGAUCAUUUCCUUUUAGUUAAUAGCAAAUUAUAUUUUGAUAACGAUAAAAUGAUGCUGAUAAUCCUCUUAUGAAAGAUGCCACAAGUAAUCAGUAAUAUGUACUUUGAAUGUCAGAGGGGAAACCUAUUGGCAAAAACAUAAACUCCAGAAAUAAGUUUUAACAUCCAAAGUUGGCUAGCCUAAUAUACUUGUUGGAUAACAAACUCCAGGUAGGAUUCAACUAUAUAAAGUGUAGCAUUCUCCGUGGUGGGAUAUAUCAAAACUUCACAAUAUACCUGCAGGUGAACUCCAGAAAACUGGAAGUUAAAAUUAAUUUGGGUUUCCAUUCCCCUAUCCUAUUUUGGUGGACCUAUUGCACUAUUUUAAAAGAAGGCAUCUAUCCUGGGCCUUGACGGCACAAUUCUGUCUCAGUCGUGUUUAUAUUGUUUAGAAUUAUGAACUGACAUGAUAUGUGACAUUCUUUUAAAUUUGGUUGUCUUUUUAGGGAGCUUUUCAUUGUCAUAAGGUUAUCAAGGUCUGUGUGUGUGUACCCUUUACGUGUGGGGUAUAUGCGUGUGUGGUUGUUGUUAGGCCAUUAAGUGUCCAUGGAAUAAAGAAAAAUGUGUUGAAGAUAUGUAAGUCAAAAAUAGAAGGUGGAAAAAAUAUUCUAUAUAAAGCCUUGUCUGGACCACUUAGAGAGACUUCUAUUUUUUUAACCCUUCUAUAAAUAUUUGGUGGCACUUGAACUAUUCCUGCAAUAAAAUGUGAUUUGUGUAAAGGUAGAAACAAACAAAAAAGAUUUUGUAAUGUGAAAAAAAAAUGAAAGAAAGCAAUGUAAUUUUUCUAAAAAAGAAAAACAAAAAACAAACCAACUUUGUAUUAUUUUUGUGGAUGGAAUUUGUCUACUUGUCUUUGGAAAAAAGCAUUUGAUUUCAUUGAAUGUGCCAUAGCAGAGGCGCGUGGGUGGUGGGUUUUUUUCGUUAUGUCGUAGGUGAAAGGAAGUGAUUUUGUGUUUCCGACAUUCCGUAAAGCGUGAGGCCAUCGCAAAAUAAUUCUUUUUAAAAAUGUAUUCGCAAGCUUCGGUCUUUGUUGCUUUUUUUGCACAUGUGUUUCAUUUCUCUCUAGUGCAAUAUGGGCGUAGAGCACUUGCGGGUUUUACUCAGGGAAAAUUACAUAUUUGUUAUACAGGGUUUUACGUUGUCGUUUUUUGUGGUUGUUUGGGGUGGGGUGGGGGUCGAGGGGUGUUUUUUCUUUUGCUAAGGAAUGUCGAUUGAAUCACCUGUUGUCAAAGAGGCAGCCAGAUAAUAAUCCUAACGCCACUGCCAAAACCCCGAAUCCUCUCUCGUUCCAGCCCUUGCCACUGACCACCACUUCCCCUGACCGCUCUUUGUGCGAAUUGGAAAAAGAGAAAAAAAGGGUAUAUAAGCACCUUAUGAUUGACUUUACUGUGAAUGACAAUCCAUCUUGUGAUCGGUAAUAGACGCCCAAGAAGUUAGAAGUUUUGGUUAAAGCUCAGGGACCUUUCAAACUCUUCAACAGGGAAACCAGAGUUAUGGGUCAAAACGCUUUUGAGAAACGUAGGGCUCUUCUUAUAUUGAGGAGCUAAUCAGGACAGAGCUACAUUUGUCCCUGUGGAAUCUCUGGAUUCUCAACUUUCGGCUACUUAACCCUGUUAAAGUUCCAUACUAAACCAACAGUAGAGGCUUUACAGCAAGGGUGUUCAACUUUGGCCCCUUUAAGGCUUGUGGACUUCAAUUCCCAGAGUUCCCAUUCAUGGCUGGCUGGGGAAUUCUGGGAGUUGAAGUCCACAAGUCCUUCCAAGGUUGGACACCCCUGGCUUACAGUAUAAGUUAACACUGACCCAUAAUGCAUAUCAAACAAUCACUCUUUUAUCUUUUUUAACAACAACAACAAAUAUCAUUGAAUCCUGAAUAUUUCUAGAUACUAUUUUGUGCUUUUCCAAAUAAAGAAACUUUGAGGGAAUGUGGCAAGAUUUUUCAAGGCUACUUUUACCCUACAUUAUAUAUAUAUAUACAUACAUACAUACAUACAUACAUACAUACACACAAGGGAUGAGUGAAGGAGGAUUGGAGAGAUCACCAGUCCAGAUAGAUUUCCUUAGGUGCCAAAUAUAAUUUCAUCUGUAACCUUAUGCAAAAUCAACCUCUCGUGCAACUUGGUUUAGAUUUUUAAUUUAUUUAUUUAUUGUUCCAGGUUUGCCAUUCGGUGCAACCUGCAGAGUCUGGCGGUAUUCAGCAGCAUUAAACAUAAAGGAAAAAAGCAGUGUUUAUUAUAUUGAAGUUAUUAAUUAAACUGUCUGCUGGGAGGAGGCCAAAAUGAUUAGAUGGUUGUAGCUGCCAUGUUUGGUUUUUAAUUCCUUCCCUGCAGAAACCUCUGACUUAUUUAUUUAAAUAGAUUAUUACAACCUUUAAAAAACUAUUUCAAACUCCUCAAUGAUCCGUGAGCAGUAUUUCUCAACCUCAGCAACAUUAAAAAAGGUAGACUUCAAUUCCCAGAUAUCCCAAGCAUGGGGAAUUCUGGGAGUUGAAGUCCACACCUCUGAAAGUUGCUGAAGUCAAGAAGCACCGUAUUUAGAGGAAUAUACUGCUCAAUAGUGAGGUGAGAGGUUUUCAUUUAAUUAAAAAGACUGCCCAAAUUAUUUUAAACAGCCCAUAGUAACGGUCCUCUAAGUAAUUCCAGAAUUGACAUUAAUUGUCUUGCCACUCGUAGUGCCAAUUGUUUGCCAAAACUUUUGAAGGAGGGAGGCUGAAACAGAAAUGAGGAGUUCCCUUGAGACAUGGAUUAUUUGUCUUUUUUCCAUGUUUCUUAACAGGAGGAUUUCUAAAGGGAAAGAAUUAGGAAUUUGUUGAACAGGCCAAAGAAAAGCGAAUCGCAUCUCAAAUACGUGACUGGAUUCCUCUGACUCCGAUCACACCCAUCCUAGCAAUUAUGGUUCCCCCCCCCCACUGAAUUGCUCAACGUGGCCAAUCGCCACAGCUCAAAAGCAUUAAUUUACUGUGAUGGUUGUGUUCGGAUUUAGGUUCUCAGAGAUCAGCCAUGACUGGGAGAGUCAUCUUCCUCCCUUUUCUUUUCUGAUUGAUUCCUUAGCAAGUCACGAGAUUUUGGAGCAAGAAUUGAUUUUGAGAAACUCAACAGUUUCCCAUCGAGCAGACAUGUUGCAUCUUAAGGGUCUAAAGGGAUUGGGGCAUCUUAGAGCAAGAGUGGGCAACCAUGACAACUUUAAGACCUGUGGACUCCAACUCCCAGGAUUCCUGAGCCAGCAUGGUUGCCCAACGCUCUCCUAGAGAUUUCAAUGCAAUAAAAUUAAAUAAGGAAGGAAAGCUAGACAAUGUAUCUGAAGUUGGAUUGGUAGAUCUUUCUCCCAGUUUGGGUUAUCCAUAGUCAUGUGAACCACCAUGAGGAUUAUUCCAUGUCCUUGUACCAGGAUUAGCCUGCACCCUUUCCUAAGGAUUGACUUCUUAAAUCAUCUAUGCACAGAUCUUGGGAGUGCCAGGGACACAGUUUUCAUCCAAAGGGACCAAGGAUUAGAAGGGGUUUCUGUGAUCCAUGAAGAUCAAAGAGAGGGCAAAGGGGCAAUGAAUAUGGAGAUCAGAGGUCAGUUCUGCCAGAAAAAUCUCCUGGAAACUUGGCAACGUGAUGGGUUACUUAAUCAAUGAGGACACAGCUGCAGAUCCCACAGCAUCUCAGGCACUUUCAUUCAAGAUCCCCCAUGAUUGCCUUAGACCGGGGUUCCUCAACAAUUUUCACCCUUGUGGACUUCAGUUCCCAGAAUUUGACUGGGGAAUGCUGGGAGUUGGAGUCUACCAUUUUCAAAGGGGAUAAGGUUGAAAAACACUGCUUUAGAUACAUCUAUGACCUUAUUGAGUUAGCAUAAAACAUGGAGUAGAGCUAUCUGUGUUAGGAGUUGUUGGGGUUUUUUUACCAGAUAUUUUUUUUUAUCAUUUUCAGAAAAGCAAGCAUAAAUACAACCUCACCUGUAUGUUUGGCAAGAAAAGCAUGUUAAGCUAUUGGGCAGCCAAAGCCAGAAAUUUCCCAGGUUGGGUUAGAGUAUCCUUUGAUUCAAAUCCAUUUUAAACCAUCAUAAUUUGUGAAUAACUGUGUGACCAAUUUAAAAUUCAUUAUAUAACUAUGGGUGGUUGCGUUUUUUUUAAAAAAAUAACUAUUUACAAAAUCAUUCCAAGUCCUGUAAUUAGUCAUUUGUUUAUUAAUGAAUGAUGUCCUAAUAACUUGAGGAUAUAGAACAGAAUAACAGAGUUGGAAGGGACCUUGGAGGUCUUCUAGUCCAACCCCCUGCUCAGGCAGGAAACCUUAUACCAUUUCAGUCAAAUGGUUGUCCAGUCUCUUCUUAAAAACCUGCAGCAUUGGAGCACCUGCAAUAUCUACGUGACUAUAUCCUCAAAAGUUAUUGGGACAUCCUUAGUUUUCAUCAUUUAUUUUACUCUUGUUUGGCUUGUGAUCACCCAUUCUAAUGCCAACUCAUCGAGGAAUAUGGGCAUAUCAUGUUUAUAGGUGGGCAUUAGCUAAGUCCUGCAGUUGCUUUAAUAAAAUUAGAUACCAGAAGCUCUAGAAAUAAAAUAAGCUGUAACCUAUCAUUACUUUAUAUCAAUAAAUAAAUCCACCGAUUGGAUUUUUAUGGGUAGCAGGGCGUAAUCUUAACUCUUCAGAGCAAUAAACCGACUGAAUCCAAAAAUGAAAUCCUCAGCUCCUGUGCAUUUUGAAUCUCCAAGUGAAGAAUUGUUAUUUACAUUCAGAUUUUAGAGUCUAUCGUUAGGGUACGUAUUUAAUUACUCUUAGAAGUUCAUCUCGUUGAUUUUGAAAUUCAGAAUAUAUCCCUCUUUCACCCCUCCCUCAGCGUUACGCCUCAUUAUUGAAGAUGCAUAAAUGCACAGGAUCCUACAAUCAUGUGUUAUCCUCUCAAAAUGCAGAAAAUUCAUAAGCAAUAUCGUGAAUUUUAUUUCACAAACCACAGAGGUACUGUAUAUAUAUAUUUUCCUAAUUCCAAAAUUUUCUAUUUUGACGCGACAAAAAAAUUUGUAAGAAAAAGACAAAAAACCUCCAGUGGUCCCUCUUUUGAUGACUAUAGGACAUUAGCUGGCUGCUUCUCUCUGUGUAAAUCGUACUGUCUGCCUGCUCCUUUUUUGUGGAGAUGCGUUUUUUGUAUGGAUGUUUGAGCCCACGGGAGGCUUCAAGCGAUGAAGUAUUUUUCCCACUUGGAAUAUAUUUAACGUAUUUAACAAACCCCAGACAAGGCUUUUUUUAAAAAAAAAAAACAUGUAAGAAGAAUUGCAGUGGUAGGUGGUUUAUUUGCAAAUUGUUUUCCGUGCGGUCCAUUUUAUGGCACCUUUAACAAUAUUCUUAUUUCCAAAGUACACAAUAAAGGUUAAAAAAAAAUACUCUAGCCAUAACUGAAUGUCAAGCAAUAAAACAAUGAUUUUUGUGCAUAGAUUUAAAGACAUACCAAUUGUAGACAUCUGCAUGUAAAUGCAAAAUCUCUUGUUUACUGCUUUCUUAAACUUGAUCAACCAACUCCUUAUUUUGCUACUAAUUUAAGGACUUGUAAUGGCCUGUAUACAUUUUCUCUAGCUUGGUUUGUUAUGUCAUUCUUUGUGUCUCAGCUUCUGAGUCCUACUUAACUGUUCCGUGUGGUUCUGCUCACCUCCCGUAUGGUUAUAACUACUUUGCGUUCAUUCUCUAUAGAUAAAAAGAUAUACUAUUUAAAAAAGAAAAGCCUACGCAGUGCAAAUAUUUAUCUGUUUAUCAAAUACCACAUUAUUCUGUAUAAUAUCUGUUUUACUAUAUACUCUAUUUUAGAAAUAGAUGUUUAGAACUAGCGUCUGUUCUUUUGUGUUUUUUGGAUGUGUGGUGCUAGAGAAGUUAAUUUGACAAAAAACACCCCUUCCCCUGUUUUAUUCCUAGGCAAUACCACACUUGAUCUCGUACAAAUAUUUCAUGGAAUAUUUAUGUGUGUGUGUGUGUGUGUGUGUGUGUGUAGGUGCGUAUAGACCUUAUACACACCUACACAUGUGCCCAAUGAAUUACCUGCAUCAGAGUAUUAAUUGGGAUCGUGGUUUUCUCUUCAAAUAUAUAAUAUAAUUCUAUAAAGUUGUCUCUCGUAUAUUUAAUCAGGAGGAACUUAACUCCUUGGUAUAUUUGAUAUCCAAUAUGGUGUUUCCUCUCUUCUUUUUACCUGCCUAAUUACGUUCUUGCAAUGCCAGGGAUUCACCAUCAUUUGGGCUGAUUUUUUUUUUUUUUUUUGCCAAUCUUUUGAAAACAGCUGUUCAAAACAUCUGGGUUUAAUUCGAAAUUGCCCUGCUCUGAAAUACUCACAGGACUAAAAGAAGCAGAUUUGGAGAACUGCAAAGCUCUAAUGAUAUAAUUAGAGAGUCCUGGAAUCAAUAGGUGACCCAUAGGACAACUUUAGUUUUAAAAAUAUUGUCCAGAAAAACCCAGCUGAACUUGCAGUUCCAGAAUCUGGUGGGCCAAUUUUAAUUACAUCCUUAAAAUCUAAAGUAGGGGUGUCCAUCCUUGGCAACUUAAAGACCUGUGGACUUUAACCCCCAGAAUUCCCCAGCCAGCAUGGGGAAGUUAUGGCCUGAGUGAUACCAAGAGUCCAUGUUGAACCAGAACAUGGACUUAGUCCUCCAAUAAAAUCUAGAUGUCUAAGACUUCUUGUGCAUUGAGCUAGAACUUACCAGCACAAGCACAUUUGGAGUGUCUGGGUAGGCUUUCUCAGUGAGUGAGAAUAUUACCAUCCUUGGUGGGGCAGGGUCUCCUAGUUAAAACGUGUCCACCAUGGUCUCAAACUGCUACUGGAAUCCAGAGCUUCCAAGCCAAACAGUGAAUAACCGCCCUACACCUUUUUAUGAGCUAUUCUCUGUAAACCCAAUAAGGAAUGCCCCAUGAAUAUUGCACUAAGGGCACUUACUAGACCUUCAAACUUGUGAAAACCUGAACCUCAUACAUCCUCUGUGGGACUCCUAGCUCAGUGCUCCUCAAGACCCUUGACCCAAAUUCAAUUUCUGGCAAUUCUGUGGAAGUGGGCAGGCAUUUUCUUGUUGACCACACUGAAAGGUUUUGUCAUUACCUUCUUUAAUUUCCUUAAAAACAUCUCUGUCUGGCCACCGCUCUGAACCUCCCUGGUGGACUCUUGUCCAAAUUUAUCUAUUAAUUGCAUUAACAUGGCUGCCCACCUCACCCAAAGUAACUCUAGAUGAUGGACAAAGACCAUCAGAUCUUUCUCCCUAGAGCUUCCAAGCCCCUGUAAGUUUGAUUGAGUGCAACUGCUUCCUGAAUCAAUGAAUGUUUCCUCCCAAGGAAAUAAGUGCAGAUUCUCCACCUCAUUUAUUCAAGAAAAAGUUUCACUGAACUUACCAUGAGUAAGUUGUGAGUAGAUCUGCAUAGAAGGACACUGUAAGCAUGAUUACCUGAUAAACCAACACAUGCUGAGCAAAAUGAACAAAUACUAUAAAGCUGCUGAUCAAUUCCUUUCUGUUCCUGUCCUGGGCAUUCACCCAUCCAUUCACCAAUGUGUGUUUACUGUAAGUCUAGAUAAGGGUAAUGCAAAAUGGAAAAUGCAAAUCUAGGUUCUCCACGGCAUUGCAAGUGACAGGUCUAAUUCUGAACAAAAGCUGGCACUGGAAUUCACCACCACCACCUGAGAUUGGCAGUAUAAAAAAAAAAAAAUAGGACCAGUAUUCUUUUAGCAAUAAUGGAUAUCAAAUAUCUAAAAUGUGGAAUACAUUUUGAAAUAUUUAUUAUGACUCUUUUAUGGACUAUUAACUGGUUAUAAAAUCUUUAACAAACAUUUUUGAGGAAUUUAAGAAGCUGUUUGUUUACCACUCUUUUUGAUAACAGAGGAUAGUGACUCUUAAAGUCCCAGCUCCAUGCACUGCUUCUGUUUUUGAUUUAAUACACCAGUCAUUAUUCUGGGGUGAAAAAAAAAAUCAAAAUGUAUCUGCACCCUGGCUACAUUUUAAUAAGCUUACGUACAUUUACUUCAUCCAUAAUAGUUGAUCAGGUUUUCUUAAACAUAUAAUCUUCUUUAAAAGAUGCAAGUCCAUUAUUACAGUUCAUUCCCUUAUCGGUCCAGGUCACUUUUUAAUCAGAGAUCCUCUUACUUGUGUAAUCCAUGUUUCACAUCCUUUAUACCAAUCCCUAAUUGUUUGGGCUUCAUUGUUUUAUAAAUUAUGCAAGUCUGUGCAAGUAAUGUUUCUCAUAGUGUCUGAGAAAUAAUAAAUGCUGAUUAUAAAUAUGUAUUGGUCUGAGAAUUAAGCACAUAUACAUCACCAACCUCACUGAGAGAAAUGCUCAGUCUUUUGUAAAUACCUACAAAUUGACAUGAAUCUGUACUGGACAUGCAAAAACAUGUGGUCUUUUGUGUACAGUAUAUAUAAGUCCAUUUUUCUAGUUAUAAAAAAGUAUAAGCCAUUGAGAUGAAUAUUAAAAGUAAUAUUGUAAUAAAAUACUAAUGGUCUUUGCCCUGUUAUGACCUAAUUUUUUUCACUGCAAUCAGAUUUUCUUUAGAAUUCACUCCUACACCUGACAGCUUAGGCGCAAGCAGUUUUAUCCUAAUCCUGAAUAAAGUAUUUUGACUCAUUUUGUAAAUACAAUUGUAAAAAAUAAGAGAUUUAAUGUUGUCUUUUAAAUACUCUGAUUUUCAUUCUAAUAUGAAUGUUGUUAUAUUGUACUUAGAACCUGUACCUUUAAUAUUACAUUACCUUUAUUAAGUGCAUUGAACACAUCAAUUUUAGAUGUGCUUUAUGUACUGGUUUCCUGUAAUAAAACUUCAGCUUCUAAUGGGAA
Messenger RNA from Crotalus tigris (Tiger rattlesnake), 13011 nucleotides. It is a transcript of the gene RORA, whose product is annotated as RAR related orphan receptor A. NCBI's taxonomy places the organism in Eukaryota, Metazoa, Chordata, Lepidosauria, Squamata, Viperidae. The transcript has 10 exons. Gene Ontology annotation, molecular function: zinc ion binding; RNA polymerase II cis-regulatory region sequence-specific DNA binding; nuclear receptor activity. The record is from RefSeq and is a predicted model, not a curated record. The coding region runs from base 106 to 1515 and encodes 469 amino acids. Gene Ontology annotation, biological process: negative regulation of inflammatory response; regulation of transcription by RNA polymerase II. Gene Ontology annotation, cellular component: nucleus.